AAAAAAAAAAAAAGAUUAAAUGGAAAAAGGGAAACUGUGUUUCCUCACGCACAUUCUCUGCCCCUCGAGAAAACCUUUCUUGGUUCCAAAAUCCAAAUUCCCAGAUAAACUCUUUUUACUCCAAACAAGCCCUCCCCAUUCGAACCCAACCUCUCCUUCACCAUCUUCAUCAAAAAGCUUCAACCUUUCAAUUAUUAUUCCCCCAAUCUCUUGAAUAGAGCAAAUUGAUUUUCAAGUUUAUAGCUUUGGCAUUGAUGUGAAGGUUGAAGCUGAUUGUAUAUAGGAAUCUAAGUUUUCCGGGAAAAAAAAAAAACUAUUAGUGGUGAAAUAGUGGGAGAGAAAGUUUUGAGGGUUUAGGAAUGGACGGCAUUCAUGGGAAUGAUGUCGGCAUGCAUAUGAGUGAUGCUCAGCAGCAUCAAGUGCAUUUGCAGUAUGUGCAAGAGCACGAUCACCAUGGUUUGCACCAUCUGAGCAAUGGCACUGGAGUGACUGAUGGUAAUGAUGAUGGUCGUUGUGGGGAUGGUGGUGCUGCUGGUGGUGCUGAGAUUGUUGAAGCGGAUGUCCCGUCUGACCCCCGGAAUCUUUCUGAUAAUCGCAAUGCAUUGGUGGAUCAUGGUGGUGACAGUGGAGACCAGCUUACCCUGUCUUUUCAGGGUCAAGUUUAUGUUUUUGACUCAGUUUCACCAGAGAAGGUUCAAGCUGUGCUAUUAUUGCUAGGAGGCCGUGAAGUACCACCAAGCAUGCCUGCAAUCCCAAUAGCUGCUCAAAACAAUAAUCGGGGGCUUGCUGGUACUCCACAACGGUUUAGUGUCCCUCAGAGACUAGCCUCACUUCUUAGAUUCCGUGAGAAGCGAAAAGAACGGAAUUUUGACAAGAAAAUCCGUUAUACUGUUCGUAAAGAGGUAGCACUUAGGAUGCAGCGGAAUAAAGGUCAAUUUACAUCUUCUAAGUGCAAUAAUGAUGAUUCUGCAUCAGCUGUGACAAGUUGGGCCUCAAAUGAGGGUUGGGGUCAGGAUGGUAAUGGAUCACAGCAUCAAGAGAUUGUCUGUCGACAUUGUGGCAUCAGUGAAAAGUGUACACCAAUGAUGCGGCGUGGACCUGAAGGGCCUAGAACCCUUUGCAAUGCAUGUGGACUUAUGUGGGCUAACAAGGGAACUCUUAGGGACCUCUCCAAGGCAACAUCACAGACUGGACAAAAUACUCCCAUAAGCAGGAACGAGAAUGGAAAUGCUGAGACCAACCAAAUGGUUCUUGGAACUUCAGGGAACAGUGGCGAUUCUGCAUCAUAACUUAUUCUGGUUUGGACCAUCAAGGAGAUAAUCAAGAUAAAGUUAAUUAGGAACUGAUUCUUGUUUUCGAUGAUUUUGUAAGGCUUAGUUUCAGAUUGCAUUCCAUGAUUAUGCUGGCAAGUUUUUCCGUGUUCUUGAAUUCGGCAAAUCUUUAACUUCUUGAGCUAACAGACAGGCAGGUCUCUUAGGAGACUAAAGUUGGGAUAACCAGCCAGUUCCAAAGAAUGUGUUGGUGUUGUAAUUGAACAAAAUGCCUGUAAAAUUGAUCUUGUUCUUUCAAUCUAAGGGUAAACCAGUAGCCAGCCAUUCCAAAGAA
Messenger RNA from Ziziphus jujuba (common jujube), 1605 nucleotides. RefSeq names its product GATA transcription factor 28. Bases 360 to 1289 code for a protein of 309 amino acids. Gene Ontology annotation, molecular function: zinc ion binding; sequence-specific DNA binding; protein binding. The transcript is spliced from 8 exons. The record is from RefSeq and is a predicted model, not a curated record. NCBI's taxonomy places the organism in Eukaryota, Viridiplantae, Streptophyta, Magnoliopsida, Rosales, Rhamnaceae. Gene Ontology annotation, biological process: regulation of DNA-templated transcription.